AUGGCGACCACCGGCGGCCCCGAUCUUCCACGCGACCGCAUCAGCAACCUCCCGGAAAGCAUCCUCGUCACCAUCCUCUCCAGCCUCCGGAUCGACGAAGCUGCGCGGUGUUCAAUCCUCUGCUCUCGCUGGCGCCACCUCUUCCCGUCCACCCUGCUCGACUUCGAAGCAUCCCCAAGCAGCCGCCGGAUCAACCUCGUCAAGGCCGUCACCUCCAUCCUCGCCGCCAACCCCGACGCGCCCAUACGCUCCUUCAGGACGGGCUCCCUCUGCUUCGGCCCCGGGGACAAGGCGGCCCUCGACGGCUGGCUCCAGGAUCUGUCGAACCGUGGGGUCGAAGAACUCUUCCUCUGCUUCAAGUACACCGAGGAGGAUAGCCGGCGGCGGAUCCCCAAGUCCCUCUUCGCCUGCUCCUCCCUGAAACGCCUGGACGCCUCUAACGGCGUCUUCCCUAGCACCACCGAGGCCGCCGCCGCGUCCCUCGCCCGCCUCAGAGAGAUCAACCUGUCCGAGGUCAAGAUCUCCGAGGACUCGCUCCAGUCCCUGAUCUCGCAGUGCCCGGUGCUGGAGCGCCUGACCGUCAACUUUAUGGGCAAGUUCGACCGCCUCCAUCUCCGGUCUCGGAGCCUCAAGGUCCUGAGCAGCACCGGCAACUUCGAGGAGCUCUUCAUCGACGACGCUCCCAACCUGGAGUACCUACUCGGCAGGUUCAUGCACCAAAGAAAGGUGCACAUCAAGGUCGUGCACGCGCCCAAGCUGGAGUUCUUAGCCCGCCUCGGCAUGUCCAACACGAUUGACAUCGGAGAAACUAGCUUCAAGGAAGAAUUAAUCCAUGUGAAGACCCUUAUGCCAAGUGUAAAGACACUAAGCGUCAAGCUGAACCACGAUGAGAAGGGGUACAUGGAGGAGGGGUACGUCGAAUGGCUUAUGCAACUGCUCAAGUUGUGCCCUUGCUUGGAGGCGCUCUACAUCAAAUCAAGCAGUUGGUCACGGGCUUGUGAUACCUCGUCUGGGUCAUGGGAGACGCAGAGAUCCGUCCCUUGCAUCGACAACCACCUACAGAAGGUGGUGAUCGAAGUUUACCGGGGGCAUGAGUGGCAGAGGGAUAUGGCCAAGUUCCUUCACGGGAGGAGCAGGUUCCUCAAGACCAUGGAGUUCCACUGCAUGGACGAUGGCACUGGCACCAAAGAAGGUUUCGGCAAGCCUCCGAGUGAAGAAUGGGUCAGGGAGCAGAAGGAGCUCCUUUGCCUCGACAGCCGGGCCGCGAGAGACACUCGUUUCCUCUUCUUCAAGCGUCAGCUGGUGGAUAACCAUCACGAAGUUUGCCACGACGAACGGUACCAGAGGGACUAUUAUCGUGACCUGUAUGAUGUUUAAUGAGUCUUUGGCAUGCGGCAUAGUGGGCGCGCUUAAGUUACAACUUUGUAGUUAACAUGCUUUAAUAAUAGAUAUCUUUCAGAAGGCGAAUUUGGUGUGGGUUUAUUAGAGAGGCUUUUGUUUCGAAAUUGAAAAUUCGAGGCUGCCUGGGUCUUUUCUAGAUGCCAAAGGGCAGGAAGCAUAUGCAUACUUGUUUCUCAGAAAAUUGUUUAUGAGACCAUUUUUAUACUCAGAUAUUGA
Molecule: messenger RNA, 1617 nt
Organism: Lolium rigidum
Lineage: Eukaryota; Viridiplantae; Streptophyta; Magnoliopsida; Poales; Poaceae
Product: F-box/FBD/LRR-repeat protein At1g78750-like
Exons: 3
Coding region: 1-1377 (458 amino acids)
Molecular function (GO): protein binding
Source: RefSeq, a predicted model, not a curated record